Molecule: messenger RNA, 657 nt
Organism: Arctia plantaginis
Lineage: Eukaryota; Metazoa; Arthropoda; Insecta; Lepidoptera; Erebidae
Source: the annotation of a GenBank genome assembly
AUGUUUUCUAUGAAGCUUUUCUGCGCAGCGGUCCUGUUAGUAGGAGCAAGUGCUAUGCACAUUCAAUGGGAACUUGAGCCGGUUGAACUAAACGAAGAGUAUAGAUAUCCAGUAAACGAUGUCUACCAGGACUUUGAAUACCAACAUCCCAGCUACGUAGCAAGAUCUAGGGCACGUCGUCAAGCACAAGGCAGCCUCACUUUCAACGGUGAUGGAAGUGCCGGACUGGGUGCCAAAGUUCCACUUGUUGGUAACGAUAGGAAUGUUUUGAGUGCAAUUGGAAGUGUUAACCUUGACGACAGGAUGAAAAUGGCUUCCAAAGGCAUUGGAUUGGCUUUCGAUAACGCCAAUGGUCACGGCGUAUCAGUAAUGAAGGAGACGAUACCCGGAAUAUGCCCAACAUUCCAUGUUCCCAAUUUCAACACUGUUGGUGGAGGACUUGACUACACAUACAAUAAUAAGGUUGGAGCUUCUUUGGGUAUGGCACACACUCCAUUCUUGCAGCGCAAGGAUUACUCCGCGAUGGGAAACUUAAACGUAUUCCGCAGCCCGACCAGUACUGUAGACUUCAGCGCUGGCUUUAAGAAAUUUGACACUCCCUUCGUAAGCAGUGGCUGGAAACCUAACUUUGGACUCACCUUCGGCAGAUCUUUCUAG